CUUCCAGCAUCUGCGGCUGGUCGAGGGCAGCUCUUUGGGUAGAUUGGAAGUGCGCGGACAGAUUUGUGUGCGUGUUCAGUGUCGGCCACCGCGGAUGGCCAGGGACCUGAUCGGGCCGGCGCUACCACCCGGCUUCAAGGCCCGCGGCACGGCGGAGGACGAGGAGCGGGACCCGAGCCCCGUUGCAGGACCAGCUUUGCCCCCAGAUUACAGAAGCAGUAGUUCAGAUUCAUCAGACAGUGAUGAGGACAGUAGUUCUUUGUAUGAAGAAGGAAAUCAAGAAUCUGAAGAUGACGACUCUGGUCCAACAGCAAGAAAGCAGAGGAGAAAUGAAGGUGAUGAUGAUGAUGACGACGACGACGAUGGAUUCUUUGGACCAGCCCUUCCUCCUGGAUUUAAAAAGCAGGAUGAUUCUCCUCCAAGGCCCAUAAUAGGUCCUGCAUUGCCACCUGGUUUCAUUAAAUCUCCACAGAAAAGUGACAAAGGCAGACAUGAUCCAAGAAAACCGGUUUCAUCACAUCUCAAUUCUGAGGAAACAGAUAGCAGUGACAAUGAGGAUAUUGUUGGACCAAUGCCUGCAAAAGGGCCAGUCAACUACAGCGUAACAACAGAGUUUGAAAAAAGGGCCCAGAGAAUGAAAGAAAAACUGACUAAAGGAGAUGAUGAUUCAUCUAAACCAAUUACAAGAGAGUCAUGGAUGACUGAACUUCCUCCAGAAAUGAAAGACUUUGGUCUUGGGCCCCGGACUUUUAAGAGAAGAGCUGAGGACAAAUCAGGAGAUCGAUCAAUAUGGACAGAUACUCCAGCUGACAGAGAAAGGAAAGCCAAGGAAGCACAGGAAGCAAGGAAGUCAUUCAGUAAGAAGGAUGAAGAACAUGUGUUGUCAGGAAGGGAUAAGAGAUUGGCUGAACAAGUAUCUUCAUACAAUGAAUCAAAAAGAUCAGAAUCUCUUAUGGACAUUCAUCAUAAAAAAUUAAAGAGUAAGGCUGCUGAAGAUAAAAAUAAGUCACAAGAGAGAAUACCAUUUGACCGUGAUAAGGAUCUCAAGGUUAAUCGGUUUGAUGAAGCUCAGAAAAAAGCCCUAAUAAAGAAGUCUAGAGAACUAAACACCAGAUUUUCACAUGGCAAAGGCAAUAUGUUUUUAUAAGGGGAUUUCCCUGUGCAAUGAAGAAAAGUUGAAGAAUUCCCUUUUGUCAUUCUGUCCACCUUUAGUCCUUUGUUUUGGGCGUUUUAAGAUUACAGCUUUCUUUUUAAAGGUAAUCUUAAAAACCAGCCAAGUCUGCCUUGUUCUGUGAGUCCUCUAAAGAUUAUGUGGAAACGCAACAUCCGUGUUAUGUAGAAUAGAAUGAGGAAGUAUAGGCUUAUCUCUAUAUAAUGACUUCCAGGGUCCCCUCCUGAGUUUCGUGACAUCUGACAAGUGCUGUCUCAGAUCUGGUCAGGACUAGACAGAGUCUGAAUGGCCUUGUGAAAUACACCUGGCCUGCCCUGGAGCGGGUGUGUCACUUCCUGGCGGUGAAUCCUGCGUUUGAAAUUGGCUGCUUUUUCAGCACGUCUAUCAGUGCUUAUCCAUUGACUUGAAAGUCGAGUGUGUGGUCUUUUGUCUGCUUCCUUACCAGUUUGACUCUUUGGCACUCAGGGCAUUAUUUGUUGUCUGGUUUUUUUGGUUCGUUUGUCUUAAGUCAGAAAGUGGGCUCCCUGGGUUAUUUCAUGUGCUAAGGAAAACCUGUUUUGCCUUUUCCAACAUGAAUCAUAAGUAUUUCUAGGGACAAGGUAUGCCAUUAUCUGUGCGUGGCGUGAAAUCUGUGCGACUUGGCCUGUAUGACCUCAGCCGAAGCCUUCUGAGUCUUGGAACUUUGCUUUGGGAUGGUCUUACAUUACCCAUGCAUGUACGUAACAGUUUGUAGCUCAUUUGCUGGAGUGAAUCAUGAACAUCCUUUUAUAAAAGACCUAGUUUGAUAAUCCAUGAAUCUAAAAGCAGAAGUGGAAAGUCUGUGAUCAUAACCACCCUAAUGGGAGUACUUUGAGUUUGUAAUGCUACAAGCACUGCCUCUUGAGCUAUUAAGCAGAAACUUCCACAUAGUUAAAUAAAACCUAAACAAGAAUGCUGUAUGGGACGUUUUCUUGCUGAUUAAGCCUAAUUGUUCUGCUAGUUCUGUGUUUUAGUUUUGAAGCGAAAGCUGAAACAAAGACUCUAAGUUCCAGAACUGAGUAUGCUGUUUGAAUUAAGGUGUAAAUUAUUCUCCUUAAUAGUAGCAGUAAACGGUGUUUUUCUCAUAUCAGUGUCAACAGUAGCCUACUGAUGGACUGUUGCUACUAACAAAAUGAAUUAUCCUCCUUAACAAAUUAUAAAAGCUUUUCUAAGUAGAAUUAAAGAGAGGCAUGGAACAUCUUCUCAACACAAAACUUUGUAUAGGAGUAUCCAUUGUAUUCAUUUAAUUUUGUUAUUUGUUAUAAGCUUUUUUCAUGACAAAUAUCUUCUACUUCUUCAUACUUACAUAAAUUCCUAUGUAUAUUUUUGUGAAAUUUGGUAAUUUUUAAAGUAAAAAUGUCAUCUUUA
Messenger RNA from Lepus europaeus (European hare), 2557 nucleotides. RefSeq names its product GPALPP motifs containing 1 (gene GPALPP1). The transcript has 9 exons. The coding region runs from base 95 to 1147 and encodes 350 amino acids. Lineage: Eukaryota; Metazoa; Chordata; Mammalia; Lagomorpha; Leporidae. The record is from RefSeq and is a predicted model, not a curated record.